UCAAUCAAAGGCGCUAACUUUCUUGUUUAUCUUCUUUCUUUCUUCUUCUUCUUCUCUGCUUCACCAUAACAAAUCCCUCAAAAUCGGAUAACGUCUCUCAAUGGACGGUGCUCUCUUCCCUCACAAACCUCCAUACCCAAUCCAAUCCAAAAAACCUCCACCAUCUCAAUCCUCUAAUCACUCCGUCAAAUUCAGCUCCGCUACACUCCACUUACCUCCUCCUUCUCCUCCUUCUUUUCCUCUCGAUUCGCUCCUCCACCACCUCGUUCACCUCUCUUCCACGCCGCGAAAUGCCAACUCCGCCGCCGCUCGUUUCCCUUCCCUCGAGGUCUCCUCCACGGAAUCGGCUCAUAAAUGGGGCCAUGAGGUGAAAUCGGCGAGACCCGAUUCGAUUCCGGUUCUGGGUAUCGAAAUCGGAAGCGAUGAAGGGAAAUUCGGAGAUGGGUCUUUGAAACUACUGUGCAAGAAGGAAGUUGUGCUGCUCAAUUCCAUUGUGGAGCAGCCUUUGCACGGAUUGAGUGAGUUCUUCGAUUCCGCGAAACCUGAGUUGCUCAGAACCGAUUUGUUUAGUUUGGUCAAGUCUCUGGAUGAUUCGGGAAACUGGGAAAGAGCAGUUUUGUUGUUUGAAUGGUUAGUUUUGGCUUCGAAUUCAGGAGCUUUGAAGCUCGAUCAUCAGGUUAUCGAAAUCGUAGUUAGAAUCUUAGGUAGAGAAUCUCAAUACUCUGUUGCAGCUAAGCUGCUCGAUAAAAUUCCUCUUCAAGAUCAUCUGCUCGAUGUUCGUGCUUACACAACCAUCUUGUAUACUUAUUCACGCACAGGGAAGUAUGAAAGAGCAAUCAGCUUGUUUGAGAGGAUGAAAGAGAUGGGACCUUCACCUACUUUGGUUACUUACAACGUGAUUCUCGAUGUUUUUGGGAAGAUGGGAAGGUCUUGGAGCAAAAUUCUGUUAGUUCUUGACGAGAUGAGAAUCAAAAGGUUGCAGUUUGAUGAAUUUACUUGUAGCACUGUGCUAUCUGCUUGUGCAAGAGAAGGUUUGUUAAGAGAGGCGAAGGAGUUUUUCGCUGAACUUAAGUCAGGCGGCUAUGAACCUGGAACCGUAACUUACAAUGCUUUGUUGCAAGUUUUUGGUAAAGCAGGAGUUUAUACAGAAGCGCUAAAGGUUUUGAAAGAGAUGGAGGAAAACAACUGUCCAGCAGAUUCUGUGACUUACAAUGAGCUUGUUGCCGCUUAUGUUAGAGCUGGUUUUAGCAAGGAAGCUGCAGGUGUCAUUGAGAUGAUGACUCGAAAGGGUGUAAUGCCAAACUCAAUCACUUACACUACAGUAAUAGAUGCUUAUGGAAAGUCGGGAAAGGAGGAAGAGGCUUUGAAGCUGUUUUACAGUAUGAAAAAAGCCGGUUGUGUUCCGAAUACUUGCACCUACAAUGCAGUGCUUAGUAUGUUGGGGAAGAAAUCGAGAUCCAAUGAAAUGAUAAAGAUGUUAUGUGACAUGAAGUCUAAUGGAUGUUCUCCGAAUCGGGUCACUUGGAACACGAUGCUUGCUCUGUGUGGGAAUAAAGGUAUGGAUAAGUAUGUGAACCGGGUGUUCCGUGAAAUGAAGAGCUGCGGUUUUGAACCUGAUAGAGACACAUUUAACACGUUAAUUAGUGCUUUUGGGCGAUGUGGUUCAGAGGUUGAUGCGUCGAAAAUGUUUGGUGAGAUGACAAGAGCGGGCUUCAACGCUUGUGUCACGACUUACAACGCGUUGCUUAAUGCCUUGGCUAGACAAGGGGAUUGGAGAUCGGGAGAGAAUGUGAUUUCCGACAUGAAAAGUAAAGGAUUCAGACCGACCGAAACAUCUUACUCCUUGAUGCUUCAAUGUUAUGCCAAGGGAGGGAACGUUCUAGGGAUAGAGAGAAUCGAGAAGGAGAUAAACGAGGGCCAGAUAUUCCCGAGCUGGAUGCUUCUGAGAACUUUGCUUCUCGCAAACUUCAAAUGCCGAGCACUAGCGGGAAUGGAGAGAGCAUUCACGUUGUUUAAAAAGCACGGAUACAAACCCGACAUGGUGAUUUUCAACUCGAUGCUAUCCAUCUUCACAAGGAACAACAUGUAUGAUCAAGCGCACGAGAUUCUCCAGUCUAUACGCGAGCACGAGCUAAAACCGGAUCUUGUAACCUACAACAGCCUCAUGGACAUGUAUGUAAGAAGAGGAGAGUGUUGGAAAGCCGAAGAAAUCCUCAAGAGUCUAGACAAGUCUCAGUUAAGACCGGACCUGGUCUCUUACAACACGGUGAUCAAAGGUUUCUGCAGAAAAGGGUUGAUGCAAGAAGCGGUUAGGAUGCUGUCUGAGAUGACAGAACGUGGAAUCAGGCCUUGCAUUUUCACUUACAACACGUUUGUUUCGGGUUACACGGCGAUGGGGAUGUUUGAAGAGAUUGAGGAUGUGAUUGAGUGUAUGGCGAAGAAUGAGUGCAGACCAAAUGAGUUGACUUAUAAAAUGGUUGUGGAUGGUUAUUGCAGAGCAGGGAGGUAUAGUGAAGCCAUGGAUUUUGUAUCCAAGAUUAAGACCCUUGAUGCUUACUUUGAUGAUCAGUCCAUCCAACGGCUAGCUCAACGAGUACGAGACAAUUUAGAAUCCUAAAUGAAAUUAUAUAAUGUUUUUCCUUUUUGUAGAUUUGUGGGUUUUUGUAUUGAGAUUUACAUUUCAUUUUCACUUAAUAAAAUAAAGCACAACUUUGAAUCAA
Molecule: messenger RNA, 2720 nt
Organism: Eutrema salsugineum
Lineage: Eukaryota; Viridiplantae; Streptophyta; Magnoliopsida; Brassicales; Brassicaceae
Product: pentatricopeptide repeat-containing protein At2g18940, chloroplastic
Exons: 1
Coding region: 101-2617 (838 amino acids)
Molecular function (GO): protein binding
Source: RefSeq, a predicted model, not a curated record